ACCUUAGUUUUCCAACAACUUUAUUUUAAAAGGCUUUUUUCCACCGUCGUGCGUGUGUGCGCCUUCACUGUUCGAUGAGUCUAUUUAACCUGCGCUCAUUUCGCCAACUGCAUCCUUUCUUUCUCUCUCUCUCUCUCUCUCUCUCUCUCUCUCUCAACCCUCCAACGAUUUUGCAUCGCCCGGUUUUAUCAGUUUGAGCAGCGAGGAUCGCCACUGCAGCUUCCUCUGUAGGGUGCUGAUGAACAUUUUCAGCAAUAUAUUCACCUCGUCUGUCUCUCUGACCGCAGCUCGGGGUUUGUGCUCCUGUCCUUGGUGCUGAAACUGCUUCAGCUCAGCUUUUACACUGCAGCACCAUAUUCUACUUACACUUUGCUGUAGCCUUAACGCAGAAGUGUGUGUUACCGCACAAUGAUUUAGUUCAAAAUGAUCUUAAUAACAAUUUAAAGUCACCGUCGGCGAGUAUUCUUCUUCUUCUUCUUCUUCUUCUUCUUCUAAUUAUUAUUAUUUUAUAGAUGGUUUAACAAGAUUCAGAAAAUCAAUUACAAAUUGCUGACAUAUUUAGGCUUUGUUUAUUUUUGUAGAAUCGAGGUUUAAAAAAAAAAAAAUAGACAGAGAGACAGAGAGAGAGAGAGAGAAAGAGAGAAAAGGGGAAGUGGAGAUUGUUUCCAAUUUCAGUCGUCCUGAAGAAAGAAGAAACUUUCUCAGACAUUGGAUGAAUAUCUCCGAAGCUCUGUUGGAUGUUCCUACUGGAUAGGCUGUGAUUGUCGCAGUUUUGUGAGUCGAACUUGGCCGAACCCAAAUGAGAGUUUGAAGCUCUGGCCCGGGAGGAAGCGCUCUUUUUUCCCCGAUGGAGGCGUCCACCCACGGCUCGUGCUCCGGCUCCGGCUUUGGCAUCGACUCUCUGCUGUCCCACAGACCCGGAAGUCCGGUGGUGGUCGUCGCCAAGGGUAACGGCGGCUUGGAAGGAGAAUGCCGGUCUCCGCCGGAGUUCAGCGCCGCGUCGGACGCGGAGAGCGUGUGCUCGAGCCCGCCGUCGCCGAGGCGCGAGGAGCGCGAGGAAGACGAGGAGCGCGAGGCGCACGAGCAGAGGCGAGGCCGCGCGCUCGCGCUGCCGUCCCACACGCACCACGGCCCGGUGUCCGCCGCGCCCCAGCCGCGCACCGUCACCUCCUCCUUCCUGAUCAGAGACAUCCUGGCCGACUGCAAGCCGCUGGCCGCGUGCGCCCCGUAUUCCAGCAACGGGCAACCGACGCACGAGGCGAGCCGGUUAGCGUCUAAAGUGGCGGACGAGUUCAUCGAGAAAAUCCACAGCAACUCCUCUUCAGAUGGAGAAUACAACAAAGUGAAGGAAGAAGGAGACAGGGAGAUUUCCAGCAGCAGAGACAGCCCGCAGGUGCGACUGAAGAAGCCGCGGAAAGCGCGCACCGCCUUCACCGACCACCAGCUCGCGCAGCUCGAGCGCAGCUUUGAGCGCCAGAAGUACCUGAGCGUGCAGGACCGCAUGGAGCUCGCGGCCUCUCUCAACCUCACCGACACGCAGGUGAAGACCUGGUACCAAAACAGGAGGACGAAGUGGAAGAGGCAGACGGCGGUGGGACUGGAACUCUUAGCGGAAGCCGGGAACUACUCGGCCCUACAGAGGAUGUUUCCGUCGCCGUAUUUCUACCCGCAAGGGCUGGUGUCGGGUCUGGACCCCGGAGCGGCCGCGCUGUCCUACCUGUGCCGGGGCGCCGGAGCUCCUCCCCCCGCUGCUCCUGCGGCUCUGCAGCGGCCGCCGCUCGUACCGCGGAUUCUCCUGCACGGGCUGCAGGGCGGACACGAGCCUCCGCCGCCUCUCCCCCCGCUGCCCGGGGUGGUACUGCCCAGACCCACCCCACCACGAUGAGCUCUCCCGGCUCGGACUUUACUCUUAAGACCAUUGACUGGAAACUUGGUCUAUACUUAUUAAGACACACACAUACAAACACACAUACACACACACACACACACACCUGGCAGCUCUGGACUUCAACCUUACUGUUGACUAAAGGAUCGAGAAUAUAUAUUAUAUCAUAAAGCCAAUAUAUAUGCUUCUUAAAUGAAGAAGCAAACUCUAAGUUGAUGAUAUUGUUACCGCUAUUAGUCAUAAUUUAUGUAAUUAUUUAUGCCCUUUUUUGUAUUUAACUUAUAUAUUUAUAUAGGAUUAUUGUUUGUUAUCAUUUAUGUUCAGAAAAAAAAAGAAAUGUUUCAGAAAUGUUUCUAAAGGACGCAAUAAUAACAAAAAAAAAAAAAAAAAGAACAAACCACAUGAUGGGCUAUUAUUAUUAUUAUUAUUAUUAUUAUUAUUAUUAUUAUGGGCAGUGAUAGAUAUAGUUAUGAUUAUAGUAAUAGCCCCUGUGUUAAAUUUUUAAAAAAUCUCUUGAUUAUCGAGACAAAAAAACACAACAGACGAAAAGCAGUUCUCAUUUCUUUUCUUUUUUUUCUUUCAACUGUAAAAAAUUAAACGUAUAAGAUUCGUGUAAAUAGGAAUAUUUGGGUCAACAGCAAAUCUAGGUUUUCAUAUAGGUUUUUAUUUUAUUUAUUCCUUUUUAAGUCUUCUUCCAGGCGAAGAUGUUCAAGGACACGUCCAUAAAAAUGAAAACGCCUUCAUGUAAUAAUUCUCAUGGAUUUCAGCAGAAUCAAAGAAUAUCCAAGUCCAGUAAAAACACCCCUUUUCUGUUUUUUUUCCCCCAGCGGCUAUAAAUGUAAAGACAGAAUGUACUGAAGUGGAUGGAAAAGAUGAAAUCAGUUGUGAAGAACAUUUGUGCUCAGAAACCUUUUAGAUAUAAAAAAAAAAACAAAAACAAAAAACAGGUCUAUUUCAAAAAUAAUAUUUUGCCAUAUGAAAUGGAACUAACUCUGAAUUGCUGCCAUAUUUAAAGCUUAGGGUUGCCAGAUUGUAAUCACUGUUUACAUCCCACUCUUUUAAACUCGUCCCAAUUCAUUAGCCUAUAAAUCAACUCAAUGUACUCACCAAAUGUGACUGAAGUAUGCCUCGUCCAGGUUUCCCAGCCCAAAGAAAUGAGAAAAUACUCCACAUUGAGUGGAAUGGAUUCAUCUGGCAACCCUGCUUCAAACCUGUCUGGGAUUAAACAAUAUUCGUGACACGUAAAAGCCCCACAAAAUGUCACGUUGCUUACGAGUUGUGAUGAAUGUCACGUUAAAUAAUAGGCUGCGAUUUUAUUUUAUUUUUUUCCUUUUUAUUUUUUGCCAGUUUUAACCCUAACCUGAUGUGUUAGAGCAGAUAUUGUGCAUUAAUUCUGUAUAGAGCCGUUGUUAUUCUUUCUUUGGUGAAGGUGUAUAUUGAGAAUAUUGAUUUGUGCAGUGAUUCUUGUCUUUAGCCCUCCUCCUUUGUGCUUAUAGUGGUAUGAAUUUUUGGGGUUUAAAAAAAAAAAAAAAAACUCUUAUAGCUGCUGAAUGCACAGGGAUGGGGAGGCUUGAGGUAAUAAGGAGAAUUACUUUUAUAAAUGUGCAAAUAAAGAUCUUUCACUAAAUUAUAUGAUGUGGAAACGUGGGAAGUGAACAAACCUUUACCUUUACGUGUUCAAUUAAAUCGUACAUUAUUU
Messenger RNA from Pangasianodon hypophthalmus (striped catfish), 3584 nucleotides. RefSeq names its product BarH-like homeobox 1b (gene barhl1b). Lineage: Eukaryota; Metazoa; Chordata; Actinopteri; Siluriformes; Pangasiidae. Gene Ontology annotation, cellular component: nucleus. The transcript has 3 exons. Gene Ontology annotation, molecular function: DNA-binding transcription factor activity, RNA polymerase II-specific; RNA polymerase II transcription regulatory region sequence-specific DNA binding. Gene Ontology annotation, biological process: regulation of transcription by RNA polymerase II. The record is from RefSeq and is a predicted model, not a curated record. Bases 848 to 1885 code for a protein of 345 amino acids.